AUGAGGCUGCAGUACCACCUGGAGGCAGGCGGAGCAGAGGAGCGCGAGCGGAGCAAGGCCUGGAUGAUCCACUUCCUGACGCAGGCGAGCAGCCUGGAGGAGAGCCUGGCCUUGAAGAAGAUCCAGGUUGUCUACUUUUCAUCGCUUUCUAGACAACUGGAAUUUGAGGCAACUUCUAUGACAGUGAUCCCCUUGUUUCACUUGGCCUACCUUCUAAUCAUAUUAUUUGCAAUUGUAUCAUGCUACAGGUGUGACUGUGUACGAAACAAAAUGUGGGUUGCAGUCUUUGGAGUCAUUUCUGUUGCCUUGGCAGUGGUGAGCGGCUUUGGCCUGAUGUUGUACAUUGGGGUGCCAUUUGUGCUCAUAGUUGCAAAUUCACCAUUUCUUAUCCUAGGUGUUGGGGUCGAUGACAUGUUUAUCAUGAUUUCUGCCUGGCAGAAGACCAGCUUCACGGAUAGCAUAAGUGAGCGGAUGUCCGAUGUCUAUUCAAAAGUGGCAGUAUCCAUUACGAUCACCACCGUCACCAAUGUCCUGGCCUUCUAUACAGGAAUUAUGACCUCUUUCAGGUCUGUACAAUACUUUUGCAUCUAUACAGGAACAACCCUGCUCUUUUGUUAUUUUUAUAGCAUCACCUGUUUUGGAGCAUGUAUGGCCCUGGAUGGGAAAAGAGAAGUAGUCUGUCUAUGCUGGUUGAAGAAGCCAGAAACACCUGACCAAAAAUGUUCCUCAUUAAAAAAGUCCUGCUGCCUCCCAUGUAAUUCUCUCCAAGAUAAAUAUACAGCUGACAUCCAUCCAAUGAAUCUAUUCUUUAGAGACUGUUUUGGUCCUUUUCUCAUAAGCACCAAGUCCAAGAUUUUUGUAGUGCUCCUAUACGUUUCGUACAUCAUAAGUAGUGUAUAUGGGUGUUUCCAAGUGCAGGAAGGUUUAGACCGCCGAACUUUGGCAAGUGACGACUCUUACAUCACACCAUAUUUUAAUGUAGAAGAAGACCAUUUUUCUACUUAUGGUCCCAGCGUCAUGGUUAUCGUUACUGAGGCUCUUGACUACUGGGAUAAAAAUGCUAGGCAAAAACUGGAAAAAUGUCUGGCAGAUUUUGAAAACAGUGAGUAUGUAGAUAAAAACCUUACAGAGUUUUGGUUACAAGAAUAUGUAAAAUAUAUGGAAAACCUCCAUCAAGAUAUAAAUGAUAAGACAGCGUUUCUAAGCAAUAUUCCCACUUUUUUAAUGGAUUUUCCACUUUUUGCAUAUGAUAUUAAUAUAACAUCAUCACAGGAAAUCAUUUGUUCCCGGGCCUUCUUUCAAACCAUGGGUAUUUCUUCUUCAACCGAUAAGAAGCUGAUGUUACUCCAGUUCCGAGACACGGCUGAGAAGUGUGAAGUUCCCCUAAUGGUGUACAACCCGGCAUUCAUAUACUUUGAUCAGUAUUCUGCAAUAGUAGAAAACACUGUUCGAAGUGUGGUUGUUGCGUCAGCAGCUAUGCUCGUUGUUUCCUUAUUGUUAAUUCCUCAUCCUCUGUGUUCUUUGUGGGUGACUUUUGCUACUACUCCUGUGAUUGUGGGCGUCACGGGUUUUAUGGCCUUCUGGAAUGUCAACCUUGAUUCCAUAUCCAUGAUUAAUCUUGUCAUUUGUAUAGGGUUUUCUUUUGACUUUUCUGCUCACAUUUCCUAUGCAUUUGUUUCCAGUUCAGAGCCCUCAGUAGACCGAAAAGCCAUUGAGGCACUGUAUCUGCUAGGCUACCCCGUGUUACAAAGUGCAGUUUCAACAAUAAUAGGGGUGUGUGUCCUGUCUGCAGCUAACGCAUACAUCUUCAGGACAUUUUUCAAGAUUAUGUUUCUUGUGAUGGUAUUUGGAGCUGCUCAUGGUCUAAUUUUUAUCCCAGUAUUCUUAACCUUUUUUUGA
Rangifer tarandus platyrhynchus (Svalbard reindeer) is the source of this 1899-nucleotide messenger RNA. NCBI's taxonomy places the organism in Eukaryota, Metazoa, Chordata, Mammalia, Artiodactyla, Cervidae. The record is from the annotation of a GenBank genome assembly.